Moneuplotes crassus is the source of this 2287-nucleotide messenger RNA. The record is from the annotation of a GenBank genome assembly. Lineage: Eukaryota; Ciliophora; Spirotrichea; Euplotida; Euplotidae.
AUUUAUCAACAAUGGAAAGUCAAGUAUCCCUCCAUCUUGAGGAGACCAAGGCUCCUUCGCCCUCAAAUAUUGUGAGCAAGGCGUUUCUGACAACUGUGCCUCUAGUAUUGAAAAUCUUACCUUAUUUCGGCUGGGCAGAUGAGUGCAAGAUCCUAAUGACACAGCUAAGGUCCCAAUCAAGAAGUCUCUGGUUCUCCGAAGAAGAUGCAUUUCUUACACCCAUCACAGAUGAGCAUGGAGUCGUAAAGUUCCACCUCCCGAAAAGAGAAUUAAAGAUCAGAAACUUAGCAAAAUCUUUAGGGUCAACUAGAGAUUACCAAGAAGUCUCAGAAUUAAAAAGAUUGAUGGUUUCUAAUGACUACAAACUGUACCUUCUGGCUUUUGAUUUCGACUACAGGGAAGCUAUAGAAGGGCUUGGAGUUCUUCGUGAUUUCCUCAAAAGAAUCAAUCUCAAGACAUUAUCACUCUCGGUGAUUCGGUCUUAUUUUAAAGAAAAUCAUUAUUGCUUUAAUGAAGAAACACAGAUAGAUCAGAUAAAGCAACUAGAUCUUUUGCUUAAAAUUACUAGAAUAUUGGGUAAAGAUGUGAGGCGAAUCCGGGAAGAUGAUCGCACAUGUUAUAGAUUCCCAAAACCUUUUUACAUUAACUGCACAGCAAUGAUUCAGCCUAUCAUGAGAACAGAGGACUUAGCAAUAUGCGGAGAUAAUUUUAAUGGCAGUCUCUCUAUUGAAGAAGAAUGUAUCUCAGUGUUACAGUAUCCGAAUGGCUUUUCUGUCGAAGACUUAUGGGACUAUUUCAUCGAAGAUUUAGAAUUCAUGCCUCCUCGAAUGUUAUUCCGUAGAUUUGAGCGUUGUGCGUUAAUAAUUAAACUACCUGAGGUUCAUAAUAGUGAUGAAGCUAUGACUCUUGAUCAAUUCAAGAAAAGCUUUACACAAUUAUUCGCACUGGUAGAGAACCAUAAAAGUUGAGUGGAAAAGAAAGAUCUGAAAAUACCCAAAGUCAAAUUAAAGUAUCGACUUGGAGGGAGUGACAUCGGAUAUGAAGAAGCAUUGAAAGCUCUGGAAUUCAUAUCUAGCUGCUUUCAUUACCUUAAAAAUCACUGAGUGGCCAUAUCACUGGAGGUUCUACUAGGAAGUUCAAAACCUAAAAACAUGGUCGUUGGAGGAAGGUGCUAUUUAACAAUUAAGGACGAACAUGGACUCAAGAGGAAGGUUAUGAAACUCACUAACUUUUCAGGUAAAUUCACCUCAGACUUUGUGGUAGACCAGGGUUUUAUACAAUCUAACAUUUGUUCUCUUGAAUGAGAAGGGAUUGAAGAAGUUUCUCCAACUGAUCUUGAAGAAGUAAAGCUUCCUAUUGGAGAUAUCUCAGUUUUUAUUCCUUUGCAAGAAGUUAAAACUCUCAAACUAGAUUAUGAUGAAGAUGCUGAACUUUCUGAAGAUUCAUUUCAGAAAUGGUCAGAAUUGAAAUCAAAAGUUUCCUAUCCAUUCUUAGGUGAAUCCGACUCUCAUGAAAAGUUGCAAGUCUUUCACAAGCCUCUCAAGGUUUGGAUUGAAAUAGAAAGACCUUGUCUUCAAAAUGAUGCUCAUAUAGAAAGCAGGCAUGCACUAUUUGAAGUUUUAGAUAGAUUUAAUUUGGAAGAACUUGACUUGGAUGGUUAUAGAAUCAAUGAUGAAGCUAUGUUAGCUUCUAUAAACUCACUUCUGGAGAAACAAAAUAUCACUCGUAUUAGUGUCAGGAUAGGAGCUUCGCAUAUUGAGAAUGAAGGAUUUGAGCGCUUGUUUAAUGCCCUUUCUGCUCCAAGAUAUAGUAGUGUCAAGAUAAGGAUGCAUGAGGCAUCUUUAGAUAAAGUGAAGACAGCUAAAAAGUUUGUAAAGAAAAACAUUGGCAAAGAUAUUUCAAUCAGAUUUGUAGAUGUUAUUAAGCCUGAAAUCGAUCUUGGACUAAUUUCAAAAUCUAAAGAAAAGAAGAAAUCUAAGAGGGCUAAAAAGAAUAAGAAAAAAUCAAGGAGAUAUGUGAAGAAAAACAUAGAUCCUCAUUUUCAAAGUCAUUCGAAGAUAAAGAAAUAUAUCAACCCGUGCUUAAGCCUCUUGGACCAAUGUGAAAGUAGAAAUCUUAAACCGAGAGUCCCUACUUUUGUAGGGAGUAGAUUCAGAAAGUUACAACAGAUUUUUAAGAAUGAUGAAUGGCCUCCUAAUUGCUACUACUAAGAUGCACCAGAUGUGUAAUGAUUCGAAAUAAGAGACAUGAGGCCUAUUACCUAAUUUGAACUGUUAACAAUUGGACA